AUGUCUAAUAUUCCGCAAACUUCAGUGUUGUUAUUAUUGUUAUCAGUAUGUAGAAACGAUGCAGCAAGAAUAUUGGCGGUUUAUCCCACUCCUUCUAUCAGCCAUCAAGUGGUAUUCCGUCCUUUGACACUAGAACUUCUCAAAAGAGGUCAUGAAUUAGUUGUGAUCACAACAGACCCUAUAUUCCCGAAUGGGAAAGCGCCAGCAAACCUCACUGAAAUAGAUUUCCACGACAAAUCCUACACAUUAUGGAGAGAACAUUUCCUGAAAUCUAUCGUUAACCAAGGAACCAAAGAAGAUUCUAUGGAGAAAGGCUUAUUGAUGUAUUAUACAAUGUUAGAAAUAUUUAAAGAACAAAUAACCUCUAAAGAAGUACAGACAAUUUUGAAAGAUAAAAGUAACAAGUUCGAUCUACUCCUACUGGAAGCUUAUUUUAUCCCCGCAUUAGCUUUGACUCAUUUUAUCAAAGCACCUGUAAUACAGAUCAGCUCCCUUGGAUCCACAGUAGAAAAUCUGGCAAUAGUUGGUGCUUCUACGCAUCCACUUUUAUUUCCUACCAUGGUUCAUCAGAAAAUAUACAAUCAGACGAUGUGGGAUAAGUUAAGAGAGCUUAUCGUGUACUGUUACUACACAUUCUUUGUUGGCGAAGUUAGUGCAAAAACCGAAAGAUUUCUCAAGGAAACGUUUGGACCUGAUUUGCCCGAUACCAGUCAAUUAAGGAAUAACGUCGAUUUGGUUUUUCUGAACGUGCAUCCGAUUUGGGAAAUGAAUCGCCCUAUGCCUCCUAAUGUCAUAUAUACAGGAGGACUACAUCAAAAUCCUCAGAAGGAACUGCCUCAGGACCUCAAGGAGUAUUUAGACUUAUCAGAAAACGGUGUGAUAUAUAUUAGUUUUGGUACCAACGUAAAUACUUCAUUGCUGAUACCUGAAAAAGUACAAAUAAUGAUUGAUGUGCUUUCAACAUUGUCGUAUGAUGUUUUGUGGAAAUGGAAUACUGAUGAGCUACCUGGACGGAGCAAAAACAUAAAAAUUUCAAAGUGGCUACCCCAGUCAGAUCUUUUAAGACACCCAAAAAUCAAGCUAUUCAUCACCCAAGGAGGUCUGCAAUCUACUGACGAGACAAUCACUGCAGGUGUACCAAUCAUCGGGAUGCCGAUACUGGGUGACCAGUGGUACAACGUAGAGCAGUGCGUCCAUCACAAAGUUGGUGUUUACGUUGACAUGGGUACAAUGACUGAAGAGAUUUUCAAACAGGCUCUGGAUGAGGUUCUAAAUAAUGACAGCUAUCGUCGCAACAUGCAACGCUUACGCGCACUAAUGCGUGAUCAGCCACAGACCCCGUUAGAACGCGCUGUCUGGUGGACGGAGUACGUGUUAAGGAACGGUGGAGCUCGCCAUUUACGGUCACCAUCCGCAAAUAUCACCUGGUCCCAAUACUUCGAGCUGGAACUAGUAUUUUACAUAUCAAUUGUGAUUAUAACACUUCUCGUACUUCUAGGUUAUAUUAGUCUUAAAGUUUUGAAACUUAUUAAGAACAGUUUGUUUGCUAAGGCUAAGGUUAAAUUUAGCUGA
Chilo suppressalis (striped riceborer) is the source of this 1572-nucleotide messenger RNA. The record is from the annotation of a GenBank genome assembly. NCBI's taxonomy places the organism in Eukaryota, Metazoa, Arthropoda, Insecta, Lepidoptera, Crambidae.